CUGAUUGGCUGUUCAGCCAGUGAACCAGUGCUCUAGAAGAAAAAAACGGAAGUGACGAAGCAAGUAAACAACGAAGUCAACGGAGACAUACUUGCUUUUCUCAUUUGUUUGCAUUUCUCAUGAUUAAUUCUCGUGAUUAUCAUUCGUGAUUAUUUAAAAAAGAUGCAACGUGUCAGACAUUUCCAAAAUAUCACAAAUCCGUCUGUGGAUAGCGAGACUCUGAUAUGCUUUUUCUUUGUAUAUGUUUUGUAUCCCUGUAGCUUCUUCCGGUUUCCCGCUUUGAGUAACAACUGCCAAGACUACUGUCACCUGCUGGUACAGAAAGGUAUUUCCUACGCAGGCGCAGAAUGGACGUGCUAGUUGGCUGUCGGGUGUCGAGAAUCGGCUUUGUGUGUCAGGGCAAAUCUGGACCCAGACGCUGCCGACGUGAACCGACCCUGCAGUCUGCUUUCGUUGCCACUAGUUCAUCGGCAUCGGCUUGGUGUGUUCCAGGCUUAAAGCCCAGGAUACACCAAGCCGAUGAUCGGCCGUUUGCCAGCGUCGGGCUAGUUUGUUUGGUGUGUUCCACUCGUCGGCUCUCGUCGGGCUCGGCGUCGGGGACGUUGGGGCCGUCGGCAAAAGUGAGAGCUCUGAUUGGAUGUUCAGUUUAGCGAACGAUCAUCUUGCAGAGUGAGUCGAAACACACUAAGUGGAUAUUUUCUGGCUGGCAGAGACAUGGCUUGGUGGCCGAUUGGUGCAUCUCUGUUUGCCAGCAGUGAGGGUUCAGGAUUGUUCAUCGGUCUGGCUGGGACAGGAGCAGCAGGAGGGAUUGCUGUAGCCGGAUUUGAAUGGAAUGCAACUUAUGUCCUGUUGGCUCUUGCCUGGAUCUUUGUCCCAGUUUAUGUGUCUUCUGGGAUUGUCACAAUGCCAGAGUAUCUGGGUCGGCGGUUUGGAGGAGAGCGAAUUCGCAUGUACUUGUCAGCUCUCAGUCUGAUGCUGUCCGUGUUUACCAAGAUCUCGACAGAUUUGUACUCUGGAGCUUUGUUUGUCCAGGUUUGUUUGGGAUGGAAUCUCUACCUCUCCACUGUGCUCAUGCUGGUCGUCACUGCCCUCUACACUAUUGCAGGUGGCUUGGCUGCUGUAAUCUACACCGACACUCUUCAGACCUUCGUCAUGAUCAUUGGAGCGAUCAUCCUCACCAUUACAGCAUUCAACAAGAUUGGAGGCUACAGUAACCUGGAGAGCGUGUAUUUGAAAGCUGUGCCAUCUAAGAUCAUCCCAAAUACGACAUGUCACCUGCCCAGGUCUGAUGCCAUGCACCUGUUCAGAGACCCUGUGCAUGGAGAUUUACCCUGGCCAGGCAUGACAGUGGGAUUAACCAUUCUUGCAACAUGGUACUGGUGCACCGAUCAGGUAAUCGUGCAGAGGUCUCUGUCAGCCAAGAAUCUGAGUCACGCCAAAGGGGCAUCCAUCUUUGCCAGCUAUCUCAAAAUGCUUCCCAUGAUCUUCAUCAUCCUACCUGGCAUGAUCAGCAGGGCACUCUACCCAGACAUAGUGGCUUGUGUGGACCCUGAAGAGUGUUUAAAGGUGUGUGGUGCAGAGGUGGGCUGUUCCAACAUUGCUUUUCCAAAACUGGUCAUUGAGCUCAUGCCCAGCGGCCUCAGGGGGUUAAUGAUAGCUGUAAUGAUGGCCGCUUUAAUGUCAUCACUGACCUCCAUCUUUAACAGCAGUAGCACCCUCUUCACCAUGGACAUCUGGAAGAAGUAUAGAAGAGGUGCUAGCGAGAAGGAGCUGCUGCUGGUUGGCAGAAUUGUGACCGUUAUUUUGGUGGUGAUUAGUGUGGUUUGGAUCCCAAUUCUUCAGAGCGCUAACAGCGGUCAGCUGUAUGUUUACAUCCAGUCAGUAACCAGCUAUCUGGCCCCUCCUGUUACUGCCAUUUUUGUAAUGGCUAUUUUUUGGAAAAGAACCAAUGAGGCGGGAGCAUUUUGGGGCCUGAUGGUUGGUCUAGUGGUGGGAUUGACACGGAUGAUUCUAGAGUUUGCAUUCCCUCCACCCCGCUGUGGUGUUUUUGACCCUGCUCCCUCCGUCCUAAGGAGUGUACACUACCUGCACUUUGCCAUCAUACUCUGCGGCCUCACUGCUAUUGUUGUGGUGGUGAUCAGUCUAUUGACCCCUCCACCCACUGAUGAACAGACACAUAAUCUUACCUGGUGGACUCUCCACAACAGCACUGAGAGAGAAAUACCUCUACAGAAAGUAACUACACUCAGCCGCAGGACGGACGGCUGUGAGGCUGUACGCAGGGGUAAGUGUGUUCGCACCGCUGGGUUCUGUAGCCCUCGACCUGGCAGAUCUGCACCCGGGACACCACCUCCCAUUAUUCCCAGCAUCAGAGAAGAUCCCUUCUGGUCUCGCUUCUGCUGUGCCAAUGCCAUUAUUCUCAUCUGUGUCAACAUCUUCCUCUAUGCUUACUAUGCGUAACACACACUGCUACACACACACCAUUUUUUUGUUUUCUUUUUAAUACAAAUUUAACACUUAGACUUCUGAUAAAACCUUUGAAAUUGUACUUAUUACACAGCGAUAUUAAAAUUUGAAAAAUUAUUUUUUUUUUUAUAAAUAGUCAUUUAAAUCCUAUGGAAACAUGGUUCUGCAACUCACUUUUUUUUAACUCAAAAAUAAAUAAAUAUAUAAAUAUAAACUCCUCAGAAUUGUGAGUUUGCCUCUCGCAAGUGUUUUUUUCUGCCAUGAAAUACAUUAUAAAAAGGUAACUUACAGUACUUCAUUUCACAAUUAUUUUUUUUCUUGCAAUUGCAAGGUUUUUUUUUUUGGAAUAGAGCUUAUGUCUUGCAAAUCUCAAAACUGCAAGAAAAAAAGUCUGAAUCAUGUGACAAACUCAGAAUUAUGAGGAAAAAGUCCCUAAUUGGGAAAUAAGAAGUCACAAUUACCUUUAAGUAAUUUUUUUUUUUCCUUUUUUUUUUAAAUCCCAUGGCGCCCAUAAAAUGCCUUUAAAUUAUUGGGCUACGUAAGACAUUUUAUAGAUUGUUUUAAUAGUUGUUCAGUUAGCUUUACAUAUAAUGCAUUUAUGCUCUACCUUAAAUAACUGUAUAUUUGCCUUUGUGAAUGGAGCAAAAAAUAAAUUACCAUGCGUUUUCUCACAGUGCACGCUUAGUUAACACAUUAUGCUUAUAGUAAGAUCUUAUUAUAUGGUUGAUAAAUAUGUUUGAAUUGACUGGAGAAAAAAAAAAUAUGCUCAUUAGAUGCUCCCAAAGAUGUGGGUGUAAAUUUAACUGCAAAUUUGCUUCUUGGAAAAAAAUGACCAGUGAUUAAACUGUAAUUUUCUGUAAAGCACAUCAAUGACUGUGUAAUUUGUGUCUAAAUAAUUAUUUCAACAAUAGCGUGAGAGUAGCCAUAGAUUAUAUGAUUGUAAGAACAGCAUGUAGAUGAUUUUAAGAAAAGACAAUUAGGGUGGGUUAUAUGAAACGUUAACUGUUAAAUAUUUGUUGCUGUUCAUGUUCAACUUUUUGUUUUCUCUUCAAUUUAUAUUGUUUUGUUGUUAAUGUGCAAAUGAAAAAUUAAUUCAUUAAAAUCACAAAGCAAUGUGUAAACCAAGUGUUUUGAGUUUGAAGAUGUGAAAACAUUUUUGGCUAGAUGCACUAAUCCUCCUUUACAUUUGGAAUACAAUUGUGAACAGCAAGUACAAGCAAUACACUUACAUUAAAUACGUUUAUUUUUUCCCUUGAGUUGAUAGUUCAUAGACAGAAUAUUUGCUUGUACACAUCCUUACAUUAUCAUAACUUAUUACAACUGACAUAGCUAUAUUUCUACAAAAGUUCUACAUUUAAAAUGUCUAUCAUCUGUUAAACACAACAUAAAUAGCAAUGCUUGCUCAAAUGUGUGCAGGCAAUAUAUAUGUUAAUAGAUGUAAAGAUGAGACCGCAUAUUUUAUUGCAUUACAUGUCAUAACAGAAGCAUUGCAGCAAAGCCUCUCUUGGUGAUAUACUUUACUGUAUAUUUUACACAUCAUACAUGUCAAUAUAAAUAAAUUCACAUUCCCUGUGGUAAAUAAACUGACCAGAAAAGAGUAAUUAUUUUAAUUAUGUCACUCAAAA
Molecule: messenger RNA, 4091 nt
Organism: Cyprinus carpio (common carp)
Lineage: Eukaryota; Metazoa; Chordata; Actinopteri; Cypriniformes; Cyprinidae
Product: sodium/glucose cotransporter 5-like
Exons: 15
Coding region: 715-2460 (581 amino acids)
Biological process (GO): transmembrane transport
Cellular component (GO): plasma membrane
Molecular function (GO): D-glucose:sodium symporter activity
Source: RefSeq, a predicted model, not a curated record